Messenger RNA from Manis javanica (Malayan pangolin), 2552 nucleotides. The record is from RefSeq and is a predicted model, not a curated record. NCBI's taxonomy places the organism in Eukaryota, Metazoa, Chordata, Mammalia, Pholidota, Manidae.
AAAGGCCUGCGCGACUGCCGUCAUCAGGCGCCGCCGCGUGGGCGUGGCCAGCCGCUCCCUGGGCCCCGCGGACCGCGGCCAUGGCUCCCUCGGCCGCCAGCGCCCCGGAGGUGGUUCGCGCGGCGCAGAAGGACGACUACUACCGCGGCGGGCUGCGGAGCGCGGCGGGCGGCGCCCUGCACAGCCUGGCGGGUGCGAAGAGGUGGCUGGAGUGCCGGAGAGAGGUUGAGCUGCUGUCGGAUGCAGCCUACUUUGGCCUCACUACGCUCGCAGGUAACAGCCCGGGGACAUGCUUCUUUGCAGAUCCUCCCACUGAGCCCUUGGCUCUCAUUGGGAGUGAGGCGGAGCUGUCAGUAGCGUCCCCACCUUCCACCCACCCGGUGGUCAGACCCUGCGAGAAGCUCCUGACCCUGAGGUCUCUCUGCCCCCUCCUUGUGCCAGGAGGGCAGGGCUCAGCCUCGUUCAGUGUGCUUCGCAUCCACCGCCCGCCUGUGGAGGACCCGAGGGCUCGGGGGAGCUACUGGCUGCUGGGGCUCGUCUCCUUGCUGCACCUGGCGCUGUCUGUGGGCCUGCAGCUCUACGGCUUUCGGCAGAGGCAGCGUGCCCAACGGGAAUGGAAGCCGCACCGCAGCCUGUCCCACCGCAGGAAUCACAUGGAAGACAGAACCGUUCCCAGGAGCUCCCUGUGCGCCCUGUGCCUGGAGCAGCGCCGGCACCCCACGGCCACACCCUGUGGCCACCUGUUCUGCUGGGAGUGCAUCACGCAGUGGUGUGACACCAAGACGGAGUGUCCCCUCUGCAGGGAGAGAUUCCCGCCUCAGAAGCUUGUCUACCUGCGGCACUACCACUGACCCCACGAAGACUGCCUCACGAGUCUUUCCUAACAUCAGGAAAAACCUAAUUUGUUCCCAAAAUUAACUUUUCCUGCAAAGAAAUCACAAAAUUCUCAAGAUUUUUAUUUUUACUUUUUGUCAUGAGAUACUAUGCCAGCAGCUCAGGAGGCUGGAAGCUGACCUGGCUGCACAACAGCCGGGCAGGGGCCUUCAGGGCGGGUUUGGAUGGAGCCCCGCCUGACCAGUACCCCCGAGCCUGGUACCAGUGGGCACACGGGCCCCCCAACUCAGAUGUCCCCCAGCCAUUGUGCCGGUUUAGCCCCUUCCUUGGGGACCCCUCAUCUGGCCAAGGCUUUUUUAGGCUCUUCUGUCCCCAAACCACACAGUUGAGAACCACUCUGAGAAACAGGCCUGGACCAGCUAUUCACUCGUGUGGAGAAAAGGCAAGGACAUCGUGCAUAUGAGAGGCCGCAGGAGGGGUAGGCAGGGAAGGCGGGGGUCUGCGUGGCAGUGUGUCCACCUACCCACCCCAAUGGCCUGCGAUCCUCAUCCUCGUGGCCAGAUCCAGGCUGUGGAGUGGCGCGGGCACCUCCAUUCCAGGAGCAGACAGAAGCCGAGGAGCCGUAUCUCCACUGGAAACACCUGGCAGGUGCCCUCUAAUGGCAUCAAGUGUCGCCAUUUUAUGAAAUGGAAGUCUGCCUGUUGGCCUUAUCCAGACUUCCUGCUCAGAGUGCCUGGUGGGACAGGGCUGGCAGACUGAGAGGUGGUUUUCCUAACGCCCAGCCUGCGGACACCACCAGACCCCACUCCCGGUGGCUGGGACACGUCAGUUGCUCACCCAUCACCACUGCAUCUAACCUGCCCCUGUGCCUUUUUACUGUCGGGUGUUUAAGCCGUAUUUAACUUGUGCCAGAGACAGGAAUUUGGCACAAGUGUCCUUAGGGAACAAACUGCAUAGAAGUAUUGUCAGUUAGGAACCCUGGGGAGAGCAAAUAUCAGGCUUCGUAGAGGACAGUGAACAUGCCAUGGCCAGGGCCACCGGUCAGGCAGUGACGUCCCUGCUGAGGCCUGCACAGAACACUGCCAGAGCCGACUCGGUUCUGUGUGGGAACAGGGAUGGUUCCAAACUGCUCUCAAUCAAGUCACAUGCCGGAGACAGCCACCGAGGCCUUGGGGAGCAAGCCUCCCGACGGGGAGCCCCAAGGGCCUGCACGGUUCCUAGCAUCCUUUACUCAUGCCCGCUCUGAGCAAGCGCAGCUUCCCGUCACAUCUUACACCUGAGCAUUUACUAGGAAACCUGAAGAACGUGUCUAGAGCUGGAGCGUGCCAGGUGCUCGUGGUGGUGGUGCUGCGUUGGAGCAUCCUUUCACUUACGGAGCUUGCGAUACAGCGCCCAGUAUACAGAAGGCCUUAGCAGCUCCGUUUCACAUCAGCAGGAAUUGGCAAAAGAGGAAAGGCCAUUUGCUGUCAGAAACCCUAAGAGGGAUGGGAAGUGGCUCAGAGCUAUGAGUCUGAACCACACGAGGACGCGGGAGGUCGGUGGACAGUAAGUCUGUGACCGGGUCCAGGGGCAGCUGCGGGCAGGUGUGCCCGCCCUGCUGCUGUGAGCGGCGCUUCCCCGUCAGGGGAUGGCGCUGCUCCCCGCCGGGCUCUGCACUUUAGGUAAAGACUACGCAAAGGGGGCACUGUGUUUAACGAGGUUGGAAUUAAAAAGUCACU